CUCCCUUUCUCCCUCCCUCCCUCUCCCUCUCCCUCUCCCUCUCCCUCAGCACGCCUUACACGCGGACCCAACGUGUUUCCCAAACAACCGAUUCUCACACUCAUACCAAAACACCCACGAAAAUAUCCGCUACACUCAUCUUCUCAUUAAUUCCGCGAACCCAUUCAGGAAGAACAGACUCGACAUCCAAGAAAAGAUUGAAGAAAAUUAAAAAAAAACAGCAAGAAACAGCAAGAAAUAGCAAGACUUAGAGAGAGAAUUGGAUGAAAUGAGCGAGGCGGGCGAGCAGAGCCUGCCGGGGAGGAGGCCGCAGUUCGGGGCGAGGUUCCUCAAGGAUAAGAAAAAUGUCUUUGAACAUAAUGCGUGGGACAAUGUUGUGUGGGACGACACACAAGAAGCAGCUGCCAUGGCUAAAGUACAAGAAAAUUCCGAGGUAACGCUAACUCCAGAGGAUAUCCAGAAGUUGGAAGAGGAGGCAGCACACCACUGGGAUGCCUUCUAUGGGAUUCAUCAGAACAGGUUUUUCAAGGAUCGCCACUGGCUGUUCACCGAGUUUCCAGAGCUGGCGCCUCACCUAGCGCAUACAUUCCCUCGCAAGAUACAGCCGGGGGAGGGAGCGGACUCUGACGGCAUUCCAGCCAGCGGCAGCGAGGGUCAAGAGCCAGCCGAGCAUUAUCGGAUUCUAGAGGUGGGAUGUGGCGUCGGGAAUACGGUGUUCCCUAUCCUCAAAGUGAACAAUGACCCCGGGCUCUUUAUGUACUGUUGCGAUUUUUCAAGCACUGCAGUGGACAUUGUGAAGGAGUCCCCAGAUUAUGACACAAACCGUUGCAGAGCGUUUGUUUGCGACCUUACAAGUGAAGCCUGGGGUGCUCCGUUCCCCAAGAGCAGCCUGGAUGUCAUUGUGUGCAUUUUUGUGCUGUCAGCCUUGAAUCCAGACAAGUUUGACCACACUGUGAGGAUGAUGGCUGACUACCUUCGUCCAGGAGGCCUUAUCUUGUUCCGAGACUACGGCCGCUAUGACUUGGCUCAGCUCCGUUUCAAGAAGGGGCGCUGCUUGUCCGAGAACUUUUACAGUCGUGGAGAUGGUACUCGCUGUUACUUUUUUACCCAAGAUGACGUACGAAAGCUUAUGACUGACGCCGGCCUUGAGGAGGUACAGAAUCUGGUAGACAGACGUCUGCAAGUGAAUAGAGGCAAACAGCUUACAAUGUACAGGGUGUGGGUUCAGGCAAAGUACAGAAAGCCAGCUGUAAAAGAUACACAGCAAGUCUCCACACUUUCAUGACCCACUUUUGUUUAAUACAAAAUAGCUUUUAUUAUAAUUCAUUGGUAUUAUUGUUAUUUGAGUUUUAAUAUUUGGUAUAAGUGGUAAUAGGGUGAAGAAAUUAAGUGGAUAUGUGAUGUGAUAGAGUGAGGGACAUUAAUGAGAAGCAUAUAAUUUUUUUUUUAAUACUGCAUAAUGUUAAUCUGCAAAAAUCUGUUAGUCUAUUUUAGGUACAUGUGAAAAACUAAGAUCCAUUACCCUUAUUUAUAUCCUUUACAUGUGAUAAAUUAACUCACAUUUUUAUAGUCAAUGGAUUUUUUAAUAAUAGGAUUCAUAAAUGCAGAUCAGCAAGAAAAUAUAAGCCAUAAAGUGUCAGUAUGGAAUAAAAUGAUGCAGUGAGCAGCAAAUGCUAACUGUAAAACAGAAAAAUA
Messenger RNA from Penaeus chinensis, 1695 nucleotides. It is a transcript of the gene Mettl2, whose product is annotated as tRNA N(3)-methylcytidine methyltransferase METTL2-like. NCBI's taxonomy places the organism in Eukaryota, Metazoa, Arthropoda, Malacostraca, Decapoda, Penaeidae. Bases 269 to 1285 code for a protein of 338 amino acids. Gene Ontology annotation, molecular function: tRNA (cytidine-N3)-methyltransferase activity. The record is from RefSeq and is a predicted model, not a curated record. The transcript is spliced from 7 exons.